GUCGCCGCCGCGGCCGCCGCCCGCCGUUCCCUCCGCGGCCCCGGGGUGAGCCCGGCCUCCCCGCGAGGAAGGAGGGGGAGAUGCCCAAAAAAAAGACGGGCGCGCGGAAGAAGGCAGAGAACCGCCGGGAGCGGGAAAAGCAACUGAGAGCGUCCAGAAGCACCAUCGAUUUAGCCAAACACCCUUGCAAUGCUUCCAUGGAAUGUGACAAGUGUCAGAGGCGGCAGAAGAAUAGAGCGUUCUGCUAUUUUUGUAAUUCUGUACAGAAGUUACCUAUUUGCGCACAGUGUGGGAAAACAAAAUGCAUGAUGAAGUCGUCGGACUGUGUCAUCAAGCACGCUGGGGUGUACAGCACUGGCCUGGCCAUGGUGGGUGCAAUCUGUGACUUCUGUGAAGCUUGGGUCUGCCACGGUAGGAAAUGUCUCAGCACCCACGCCUGCGCUUGCCCUCUGACUGACGCCGAGUGCGUGGAGUGUGAGCGAGGCGUCUGGGACCAUGGAGGCAGGAUCUUCAGUUGUUCAUUUUGUCAUAACUUCCUGUGUGAAGAUGAUCAAUUUGAACAUCAAGCCAGUUGCCAGGUUUUAGAAGCGGAAACAUUUAAAUGUGUGUCAUGCAAUCGGCUUGGUCAGCACUCCUGCCUCCGUUGUAAGGCUUGUUUCUGUGAUGAGCAUACAAGGAGCAAGGUAUUUAAGCAGGAGAAAGGAAAACAGCCUCCUUGCCCUAAGUGUGGACAUGAAACUCAGGAGACCAAGGACCUCAGCAUGUCAACGCGUUCCCUCAAGUUUGGCAGGCAGACUGGGGGUGAAGAGGGCGACGGAGCCUCUGGGUAUGAUGCCUAUUGGAAGAACCUUUCAUCUGAGAAGUAUGGUGACGCUGCCAGCCACCAGGAAGAGGAGGAGGAUGAGUAUGAGGCAGAGGAUGAUGAAGAGGAUGAAGAUGAAGGUGGAAAGGAUUCAGAUGCUGAGUCAUCAGAUUUGUUCACUAAUUUGAAUUUAGGAAGGACCUAUGCCAGCGGCUACGCCCACUACGAGGAACAGGAGAACUAGGAGAGCUGCUGGCCCGCCGGGCCCUGCCCUCAAGGGAGCGGGGACGUGUGUGCUUGAUGGAUUGUGGCUGUUCCUGAGUACAUGCACUUGCCUUGUGAAAAAGACAGUCUCGCUUCCUGGGGCAUGGAGUAGGGCCUAGGAUUUUCAUAGGAACUGAUCGUCAGGCUUUUGCAUAGGAAAAAUGAUUUUCAAAUGUCAGAUGUUUAUUAAUCAAACAAUUAAAGCAUCAUGAAUUGGAUUUUUACUGAUAACAGUAAUCUAGUAGGUUUUGCCAGUUAUAUACCUAUACAGGAUAAAAGAAUAGGAUGGUAAUAUAUUUAAAAGUAAAUUUCAAAUUUGAUGGUUUUAUCAAAAAACACUGCUUAUGAAUUCAUGCUGUCUGAUUUUGUAAAAUGAAAUGGGUAAAAUGAAUUAUUGUAUUUUUCCUUGUACAUCCACAGGAUAAAAGUCAGAUGUUAUAUUCUAAAUUUUCAUUAAAUAUUCAUGUAAUCUUAAAUGGUCAUGAUGUGUAUGUUUUAGCAGUUGACCCACUUCUUUUUCCACAAUGUAUGUCUUUCUCCACAGAAUAAUAACGGGAAGAGGACCUGUUUUUAAUGCCUAAAUGUAUGGACAAAGGUGGCUACUCUGCCAUUUUUCAGAGACACAGAAUUCGAAAUAGUAUCACUUCACAGAGUCUUCACCCAGGAAAUUUCAGUUCUUUCUGAAUAAAUCUAGUAUUUCACUUUCA
Molecule: messenger RNA, 1773 nt
Organism: Talpa occidentalis (Iberian mole)
Lineage: Eukaryota; Metazoa; Chordata; Mammalia; Eulipotyphla; Talpidae
Gene: NOAZFP
Product: zinc finger protein 330
Exons: 10
Coding region: 81-1046 (321 amino acids)
Cellular component (GO): nucleus
Molecular function (GO): zinc ion binding
Source: RefSeq, a predicted model, not a curated record